This is a messenger RNA of Gadus macrocephalus (Pacific cod), 2398 nucleotides long. RefSeq names its product vasoactive intestinal polypeptide receptor 2-like. Gene Ontology annotation, biological process: cell surface receptor signaling pathway; adenylate cyclase-modulating G protein-coupled receptor signaling pathway. NCBI's taxonomy places the organism in Eukaryota, Metazoa, Chordata, Actinopteri, Gadiformes, Gadidae. The record is from RefSeq and is a predicted model, not a curated record. Gene Ontology annotation, molecular function: peptide hormone binding; vasoactive intestinal polypeptide receptor activity; G protein-coupled peptide receptor activity. Gene Ontology annotation, cellular component: plasma membrane.
UUAGUGUUGUUGCCGCAACCGUUGUUGUUCUUCGUGCUUAUCAUUGCGAUUUUUUCUUCCCUUCUCCUGGUUACGGCGGUAACCGUGGCGACAGGUGGCUGUAAGAGCAGCCUGGUGUUCUUCAACUACUUCAACCGCAACUUCUUCUGGCUGCUGGUGGAGGCUGUACUCCACACUCUGCUGAUGGUCAUCCACACCUACUCCGUGCAUCUCAGCACUUACAUGCUGAUCGGCUGGGGUAUCCCCUUUGUGGUUACAGUGGUGUGGGUGGUAUGCAAAGUUUGCCUCGAAGACACUGGGUGUUGGGAGAAAAGUGAGAUCUCCACCCCUGAACGUGUGAUCAACUGGCCGAUCAUGGCCUCCAUCAUCAUCAACUUCAUUCUGUUCGUCAACAUCAUCCGGAUCCUGGUCCAGAAGGUCCGCUGCUCAGUGGUCGGAGGAAACGACAAGUGCCAGUACCGGCGCCUGGCGAAGUCCACCCUGCUGCUGAUCCCUCUGUUCGGGGUGAACUACAUGAUCUACGUGGCCGAGCCCACGGACCAGGGGCUGAAGGACUACAAGAUCCUGUUCGACCUCGGCCUGGGCUCCUUCCAGGGUCUGGUGGUCGCCAUACUCUACUGCUUCCUGAACAGUGAGGUCCAGAGCGAGCUGAAGAGGAAGUGGCGGACCCUGUCUCUGAAGCGCUACGCGGGGCGGGACUCCCGCCUCCGCACCACGUCGGCCAGCCGGAACGGGGGGGACCCCUCGGCCCCCCUGGCCCGCAACACCCGGGCCCAGUCCAUCCUACAGACUGAGACCACCAUGCUCUGAGGCCCCGCCCCACCAGGAAGUAAACAGGAAGCGGCCACCGGCUCUUCCCGCCCAAACCAGGAAGCACAUAAAAACCUAGCUGCUCGCGCCGCUGCCACCCAGCCAGGAAGUUAACAGGAAGUGGACGCCGGCUCCAUGAUCUUGACUGGGAAGUAAACAGGAAGUAGCUGAUGGCUCCGCCGCCCUCCACAGAGCCAUUGUAAUCCAAUCGUCGUCAGACGUUCCCCUCAUGUCUGAAGAGAACACUGAGGUUCAUUUGAACGAAGAGGGGUGCCAAGCUCCUUAAACUCAUGAAGACUUUACAAACGGGGAAGUGUGAGCGUAUUGACAGGAUGUUGUUGUUUUUGUUUUUGGUCAUGAACGUUGGCUGAAGAUGCAGUUAUUCAUGGGACGACCAGCAGAGGAGCUGAGAGGAGCUCAGAGGUUCAGAGUCUUUGUCCCCACUCACCGCUUCAUUCAGCUCUUCAGAGGACCCCAGAGACUAGAGAUACCCCGAUGGUGACCCAAGUUUCCCCCAUCUCUCUGCUCAUGUGCCAGGAGAUGAAUGGUACAACAAGGGACCAACAGAGAUGGAGUCACACUGAUAUCCUUUCAGUGACUUGUCGUUCUGUUUUGUGCAAAGUUGUGGAUAUGUGUUGGUGCUAAAGUGUUGUAACCUAUCAACAAGUAAUUCAACAGUAUACCGACAUCUUCAUUAUACUUGUGUAAAACAGUCCCAUUCCGCAGAUGAAAACAUUUAAAUAAAGCAUUAAGCUGGUGACAUUGUGCAGAUAUAGCACAAGUUCUAGUUAAAAGGAAACUUGUAGCAUUUUUCCUGUGCCAUUAGUUUGUUUAAACCCCGCCCCUUCUCUGUGAUUGGUGCAUUUAUUUUGAUUGUGAUUGGUUGGAGGUGAGUAAAAUGCAUCCUGUUCUGGUAGGCAGCAUGGAUGUACGGAUAAAAUGGCUGACAAAGGGAUUCUUAAAAAGUGAGUAUUAUAUUAAAGAUGGACUUAUGUACACAGAACAAAACUUGUUUAUGAUAUGAUGUUGUUAAUUAUUUGUAGUAUUUGUUGACGUAUUGCAUAUGUUGUAUUAGCUGGCAUAAAGAUUGUGUAUAUAAAGGCCAAAUGGACUGGAGUUGAUGGAAUCUUUUCUCACAGUGGUAGAGGUGCUUUCCUUUCCAUGGAUUCUCUUCUCUUGUGUUUUCAGAUUUACAUUUCAAAAAGAUUUACAUUGGUUUGCUUUGUAUUUUUUGUUUGUUUGAGUACCCCCUGCAGUUUUCCAAAAUACCCCUGGCCGUACGCGCAGCGUAACCCCAUUUCAGAACCGUUGGAUCAGAGGGAAGUUGCUGGGGUUCAAUCAUGAAAUAAUGAAGAUGGAGAGUCAGGCUACAGAAUAGGACAUAUUUUAUUUAGAUUCAAACACACUAAUAAAUAGCUAAUUAACAAAUGGCUAGAACCUUUAACAAAUCCAGUGAAAAGAUCCAGUGACAAAUCCUUACCGAAAACCAGCUAUACAACAUCGUCACAAAAUGUGCAAACAUUGAUAAAUACAAUUCAUGAAUAAAUAUGACUAUUGAAUAUUAUCUAUCUUUUUAAAUACAUUUAAA